Messenger RNA from Xiphias gladius (swordfish), 3707 nucleotides. RefSeq names its product SH2 domain-containing adapter protein E-like. The transcript is spliced from 7 exons. Lineage: Eukaryota; Metazoa; Chordata; Actinopteri; Istiophoriformes; Xiphiidae. Bases 640 to 2058 code for a protein of 472 amino acids. The record is from RefSeq and is a predicted model, not a curated record. Gene Ontology annotation, molecular function: phosphotyrosine residue binding.
AAUCGUAUUAUAACGCCGGCCCAGGUCUGCAAACUCCUUUCCAGCUGCAAAUCUUUCGCCACGGUGUCUGUCACGCCGGGAUUUGGUCACCAAAUAAACCUCAGAUACCCCCCUCCCCUCUAUACUCCAGGCGCAGUCAGGAGCCUCAUUGCGACCGUGGACAGUUGUUAAAGACCAGAUAAGCCACUCUGGGAAUGGGACCACAAAUCAGAAGCGAGAAAAACUUUGCCUUCUUUCGGGUCUUCCUCCUUCGAAGACACCUCUUCAUCCAAAGGGAAUAAGCUUUUCCUCCUGAGCAGAAGAAGGAACAGGUGUAAGAAAAUCACAAAUGGGAUAAAGUCCCCCCCCCCCCCAUUGCCAAAUAGGCAUGAAGGCUGCAAGUACUUUACUUACAACCACUUUUUUAAAAGUUGGAGGUCUAAGAACAGAGCCACUGACUUUUAAAAGCAUUUAUGAUAUGUUUUAAACUGAGGUGUGGAGAUCCUGUAUUCUACACGGGCUCUAUCCUAGAAUAAAGCGACGGAAGUCUUUUGUUAGAAAGGCUGUGAUUUCUAAAGGUGCGUCUCUGGGGCCCUGGUGUAUGGCGCUAAAAGGUGUCGGAGAAGGUAGAGAGGUUUAUUGGUUUCCAUCUGAGUUGCAAUGGCAAAGUGGUUCAAGGAGUUCCCCAUCAAUCUGAAGAAUGGUACCGACAGGAUCCGCUCGGUCUCCGAAUCAGGCUCGCAACCGAGAGCCAACAAAGGCGGGCUGGUGGCCAGCAUUGGUACCAAAGCAACGGGCUCCAAAACGGGCCAUCGCAAAAACUCCACUGCUGACAGCACAGGCGGGGGAGGUGGAGGAGUCGGGUCGCUCCUGUCGGGAAGAAACCGAAAGAACUCCGCCGUGGAGCUGAGUCGAAACAGCGCGAGCUCCCCGAAAGAUGGAAAAGUCUGGGACAACCUCCUGUCCGGGAAGAGUCGCAAGAACUCCAAAGCGGAGCCGGUGUUUGAGGAGCAGCAAAGACCCCCGAAGAGCUCUCCGCCUGCCUGCGCCUACAUCAACCGGCUGAUCAGGGUGGACAAACAGGACAAAAGCCCCAACUUCAACAGCGGUACCAUCGGCAGCCAAGUGGUACCGGACGCAGAGAAACCAGCCCAGUGCAAAACAGAAACAGUGAUCAUUCUUGAGGAUUAUGCAGAUCCGUUUGACGCUCAGAAGACCAGAGACCAAAGGGAGGCAGAGAGGGUCGGGGAGAACGAUGGUUACAUGGAGCCUUACGAUGCCCAGCAGAUGAUUACUGAGAUCAGACGUCGGGGGUCCAAGGACCUGCUGAAGGUGUGUGUGCUGAUGGAGGGGAGUGAGGGGAACGCGGAGGAAGGUCAGGCCGCGCCCCUACAGAUCUAUGACGUCCCGUAUGAGGGAAGUGGUGACAGUGACAAGACGGCGGUCACACGGCCAGAGCUGGACCCUCGUCCCUCCACUGAGUACGAGCUGCCUUGGGAGUGGAAGAAGGAGCAUAUUGUCAAAGCUCUGUCAGCACAGUUUGACAGCCCUGAACGCCCAGCCAAAGAUGAGACACCUCACCCCACACUCACCAGGCAGCCCCAGCAUCCACCAACGCAGCCACUGCCUCAGCACCAGCAUCUGAGGCAGAAAAGCUGGACCCAGAAGAUCCUGCGUUCCUCGCCCCCAACCCUGUCACCUUCCUCCACCCCAGGCAGCAGCCCUGACACUGAGGCCUGCUGUGUGGACCCCUCCCUGCCCCUGGAAAAACAGAGCUGGUACCAUGGCUGUGUGACUCGCCAGGAGGCGGAGUUUCAGCUGCAGUCCCACAAAGAGGCCAGCUUCCUGGUCAGGAACAGCGAGUCGGACAGCAGCAAGUACUCCAUCGCCCUCAAGACGAGCCAAGGUUGCGUUCAUAUCAUUGUUGCCCAAACCAAAGAAAACGGCUACACCCUGGACCAGAGCAGCUGCGUGUUCCCCAGCAUCCCAGAGGUGGUGCACCAUUACUGCACUCAGCGUCUGCCUUUCAAUGGCGCCGAGCACAUGACCCUGCUGCACCCAGUGCCUCGCAUCCACUGACUCCAACCCAGCCCACGUUAGGUAUACAAAACAAACACACCUCUGGGCCUGCAUGGACAAAAUGUUUCCAGACCUCAUUUCUGGUCAGUGAAGCUCAAUGUGUACUUCUACUGCUAUGUCCUUAUUCUUAUGACCCUUCCUUAUUUGUUCUUUUAAAAUAAUUUCUAUUUGAUCAUCAGGAAAUGUCUGCAGCUCACACUGUGUCUUGAAACUCUGGCUUCUUUUGUCUUUAUUUUACUUUGAUGUUCAGCUGAUGCAAAACAGCCAGGCUGAUGUUUUGCAUGUGAACAAAGGGGAAGCAUGAGGCACUUUUAUUGAUUAAAUGUGACCUGGAGUUGGAUUUGAACAGGACUCAAACAUAGAUGUGAUGUUUUAAGUAUCCACUGUGACUCUAUUAAAAGAUACAGAUGCUAUUUUUAUUAUUGUUACUAAGUGAAAUUUAUUAUGAAGCAGGAAGUACUUUAGACAUGUUUGUGGCUCUCUUUCUCCUUCUGGUGGAUGUGCUGGUACACUGCACCAACUUACCGACGCCAAUUUUCUUCUUUCCUUGAAGUUUAUAGUUGGUAAAUUCCAUGCACAUAAGCAUAUCAUUCCACUUAUCAAGAUAUGAACAAAGACCAGCUAUUUUAUCUUGAUGCUUGCAGCAGAUUUCUAAUUUAUGCUCUUAAACUUGUUAGUCUUCUGUAACCACCCUUGUCCCUUGAGGUUUUCCUCUGUUUUACUGUGAAUGAGGGAGUUGUUUCUACUGUAUUAUCUGCACUGUGAAGAGUGAGUGAUUCACGCUGAUACAGCGGGCUUGAAGGAGGAAUGGGUGUAUAACAGUUAGAGCUUUUUAGGACAAGAACUGUGGCCAAGUUUCAUUUUUAGUUUUCAGCUAAAUAAACCUGUUCAUUCUGAGGAACGUCUGUAGGAUGACCCUGCAAGUUACUGUGAUCUGUGGUCUGCGUCGAACCAAUCUGGGUGUACAAAAGUUGAUGAUUUACAGAUAUACUGUAAGUACAGGAAAUUAACACCAGAUAAUGAAAUAAUGGAAACAAGAAAAUUGAUUUAAUUCCAUUAUCGGCAUAAAAGAAAUGUCAGUCUUGUCAUAGCCUCUCUCUUUUUAAUAUUCUUUAUUCAGACCCCUGUUGCUAAAAAAUAAUGCUGUUCUCCCUCGAGGUGUAAUGACCCCUGGUGCUAAGAGGCAGAACAGCAAAUUGAGAAGUGGCAACUACUGUGUAUUGUAUUCACGGUCUUAUUUUCUUUGUGUAUUCUAAAUGUAACUGAAACAUCUGACAUUUUGUGUUUUAAUUUAGUGAUAUGCUGGAAAUCAUUCGGGCAACUCUGAUCUGGAGCACAGCCUGAUGUUAGCCAUCAGACCGACAAUUAAACAUGGUAUAACCAAGGUUAAGUUUUAUCUUAUGUUAUAGUUUAUUUGGAGGUCUGCCAUUCCCAUGUCUUUUCAAGGAUUUAAGGGAAGUUAGUUUGGGGUUUUUGACAGAGCGUUCAGGCAGAAGUGAUCCAAGGAGACACACCUGCUAUACAUUUUUCACCAUUAUCUUUUGAUAUGAGGAGACCUGCUGUUCAAACAUUUUAAAACAAGUUAUAAUAAAAGGUCCUGAAUCUCAGUGCUGGAGAUCCCCUGUGAGCUUCUCUCUGAUCCCAAUAAA